Culex pipiens pallens (northern house mosquito) is the source of this 3825-nucleotide messenger RNA. RefSeq names its product sialin-like. The coding region runs from base 171 to 1634 and encodes 487 amino acids. NCBI's taxonomy places the organism in Eukaryota, Metazoa, Arthropoda, Insecta, Diptera, Culicidae. The record is from RefSeq and is a predicted model, not a curated record. Gene Ontology annotation, cellular component: plasma membrane. Gene Ontology annotation, molecular function: transmembrane transporter activity. Gene Ontology annotation, biological process: transmembrane transport; monoatomic anion transport. The transcript is spliced from 4 exons.
GUCAAUUAAGUGUUAACAGUGAUGCUGAGCAACACACCUUAGCGAUGAUCAGGCGCGCAAUCGGCAGCAACGAUAGCCAUCGCGUAGUUUAGUUGCGUCCGGGCGACGCUUCCGAUCGGUUCUGGUUUUGCCACGCGGAGUUCAACGCUUUUUUCCUCCUCCUGGACGACAUGGAUGCACUACAAAGUAGUAAAUUAAGCGAUGGAAUCGACGCUCCGCUGUGGAUGUUUUGGAAGCGUCGCCGGUACGUGCUGGUGAUGAUGACCUUUCUGGGCUGCACGGUGAUGUACACGAUGCGGGUCGCGAUGAGCAUCGCGAUCGUGGCCAUGACCGAAAACCGGACGAUCUCGCUUGAGAAUGGCACCGUUGGAUAUGAACAAGCGUUCGACUGGAGUUCUUCGAUUCGGGGUCACGUGUUGAGUUCAUUCUUCUACGGGUACAUGCUCACCCAGGUGCCAGCUGGAAUCCUAGCAAAUCGAUUCGGAGCAACAAACCUCGUUGGAAUAGGGAUGGGUAUUACAGCGGUUCUCACACUGCUGACCCCAUUGUGUGCCUGCGCAGGUUUUGGCUGGCUCAUAGCGAAUCGGGUGCUUCAAGGGAUGGCGCAGGGCGUUUGUAUACCCAGUAUUCACACCUGCUGGUCCAAGUGGGCUCCACCGAGUGAACGAUCGCGGAUGGUACUGUUCACCUUUGCCGGCGUAUUCGUCGGAACGAUCAUAUCGAUGCUGCUGACGGGAGUCGUUUCGAAUCUCUGGGGCUGGCAGAGUGCCUUCUACAUCUUUGGAUCAAUCGGUUGUCUAUGGUUCGUUGCGUGGUUCCUAACUGUUCGACCCACUCCGGAGAAGGAUCCCUUCAUCACAAUCAAGGAGAAGGAUUUCAUUCUGCAGAGUCUUGGAAUCACCGAGGGCGAAUCGGAUAAGUACAACCAUCCCUGGAAGGGCAUCCUAACCUCGAAGGCAGUCUACGCCAUAAUAGUGGCCGGAUUCUGUCAGAACUGGGGCUUCUACAACAUGAUGACCCAGUUACCAACAUUCUUAAAAGAAGCCCUCCACUUCGAGGUGCAAGCAACCGGAUCGAUAUCCGCUCUCCCAUACCUAGCCAUGGGCAUAACCCUCAGCAUAGCCGGCUACCUGGCCGACUGGUUCCAGAUCAAGGGCAUCAUGACCACAACCCAGGUUCGGCGCAACUUCAACUGUCUCUCCUUCCUAACCCAAGCCAUCUUCAUGACCAUCGGAGCCUUCAUCCUGAAACCGAUCCCGACCAUCGCCUGCAUCACGCUAGCGGUCUCGAUGGGCGCAUUCGCCUGGUCCGGGUACGCCGUCAACCAUCUGGACCUGUCGCCGAAAAGUGCCGGCGUCAUGAUGGGCAUCACGAACACGGUCAGCACGCUGGCCGGGAUCAUCGCACCGGUUGUGACGGGGUCGCUCACGACGCAUAACCGUCACGACGAGUGGAGGCAGGUGUUUUAUAUUACCGCUGUGGUGAACAUGAUCGGGCUUGUGGUGUACUGGUGUUGGGCUUCCGGUGAGCUGCAACCGUGGUCACUUGAGGUGCAGGAGCGGAACCGGCUGGGUAAAAGUGGUGGGACGCAGGAGAAGAAAGGUUAUGAAAACCGGUUGAGCAUUGUGGAUUAGGUCCUUCUAGUAGUCCUUUUUAAGCUUAUAGACCAGUUUUCAAAUUAAUUUGAGGGCAUAUUUAUUUUGGUUUUAACCUGGAUAUUGAAGUGCAAUUAUGUGUUAAAUGAUCUCAAUUGAAUGAUGACGUAUUUUAGAACGGGUGCUGAAAAACCUGUGAAAAGCGGAACUAAAAAAAAAAAUAGUAUUUAAAAAAGAUGCCUAAUGAAAAUUUCAGGUGCUAAAAAGUGAUUUCAAAAUUGUAAGAUGGUGGCCAAAAUGGCUAAGAGGAAAUAUUGCAAAAAGGCAUACAGUUAUUUAAAAAGCAAUCAACUUCUUAAUUUUGACUAAAAUUAACUGAGCUCAAAUAAAGCUCGUAAAAAUAUUAUUGUCCAUAAUUUGAUUAUACGAAAAUUUCUGGAAUGUUUUGGAUAAUCGAUCAACGAAUAAUCGAGUUUGGACUGUAAUUGAUUGGCUGAUUGCAUGUUUCAAUCCCACACAUCUGUUAAGAAUAUUUCAUCAUUGCCAUUUCGACCGCCAUAUUGUUUUUUUCGAAUGCUUUGAGCUUUUUAAGAGUUUCAUUUAAGAUGAGUGAACUUUUUGUGAUCAGAUUGACAAAAGUGACGUUUUACCGAGGACUUGGAAAAAAUAACUAUGAAAUUAAUGAUUUUAUUGGUACAAAAUAGAUUAAAAUAUUUCACAGUGCCAUCCCGUAUUUGGCAACACGAAUAUUUCAACAAUUCUUGCUUGUCAAAAAUCAACAUCAAUUUUUGAAUUGUUCAUUAUUGUGUGAAGUUUUAGAUUGGGUUUCGAUCAAAAAUUUAGAAGAGAAAUGAAGUUAGUCUCUUUCAUUAGUCAUUUUUGACGAGAGGAAAUGAGUCGAAAAGUCGUGUUUCCAAAAACGGGAUGGCACAUUAGCAUGCAACGAAAUGACAUUAAUUUUAACUUUUUGCACAAAUCCUAUUAAGAUUAUAAAAAAAAUAGUUUUUUAAGUUGAGAAAAUUUCCCUGAAUUCUGGAAAUAUAAUUUUUCUUUCCCAUGAUCAAAGGAUGUCUUCCCUAUGUCUUCAUACAAUUUUUGUAGCUGUCCAUAUUUCCAUAUUCGAAAAUCUGUAAUUUUGAAAAUUUUAUCGAUUUGGUGUCCCCAGCGAAGUUGUUGGUACUAAUGAGGAUUAUUCUGAAUAAAAAGAACACGAAUUUUCGUUUACGCUUUUUGCUAAACUUAUUUUUUUCAAAAAUUAUAUUUCUCUAAAUCGAAUUUUUAAUCGAAAAGUAUUUUUUUGAUAAAAUGCAUAAUUUUCAAGUUCUAUCCAUUUUUAGUUUUUUUAUGGUAAAAUUAGGAAUAUUUUUGAUUUGAAAAAAAUGUCUGUCCAAGUACAUAAAUAAAAACAUUUUUUUCAAUAGCUGUGAAAAUGCUCAAUAAUUUUCAAUUUUAGACUUUCACAAUUGGAAAAUUAAUUGCUGAGAUACAGCCUUGCAUAGAACAAAAAUUCAUUAAAUUAGGGUUUUCUAAGAGUCACCAAAUCCCUAAAUAUUGAUUUUCAACCUUUUGGAUCGAAAAAAAAAUUCAAAUGUUUCUUUCUUUUACAUUCAAAAUCUAACAAAUAUUUGUCAAGCUAUCGUCUUUUGAGAAAAAAGGUUUAAUAACAAAAAAAGAUAAAAUCAGAAAUUUUUUUGAUUUUUAUUCAUUGCAUUGUAUCUCACCAACUUAAUGUUAAAUUUUUUAUAUCGAAUAAUAAAAUUUAUAGAGCAAUUCUCAAUAAUUACAUCUUUGCCGAAAACACCAAAUCCAUCUGAAAAUUCCUUCAAAAUAUACAGAGUUACAAUAUUACCGUCAUUUUUUUUACUGUGCAGCUGCCAAAUGUAUGGCGACUGUGACAAUGACACAACAUCGCUGAUUUAUCCUUAGGGAAGGCUCUCACGUUUGAUUCAACGUUUGAUUUUGUACAGAAUUGUUCAGUAGGUGAAUUAUUAAUUACAAGGAAGAAAAAAGGUAGAACGAAGAAAAAGGCAGAAUAGCAUAAGUUCCAUUUUCCUUGAACACUAUUAUACACAAACGUACGUUCGUGCAAAUUUGCAAAUUUGUGAUAUCAGAGAAAUAGAAACAAAUUGGAUGUUUAAAACUUAUUCUUAUUAAAAAUUGGAUUAUUAACAUUACCAACUUAUGUUUCGAUUAACAUUCUUUUUUCGCUUUAAUAUUAAAUUUUGUUAUU